Truncatella angustata is the source of this 1470-nucleotide messenger RNA. Its product is annotated as hexose carrier protein. Gene Ontology annotation, biological process: carbohydrate transport; transmembrane transport. Lineage: Eukaryota; Fungi; Ascomycota; Sordariomycetes; Amphisphaeriales; Sporocadaceae. Gene Ontology annotation, cellular component: membrane. The transcript is spliced from 3 exons. Gene Ontology annotation, molecular function: carbohydrate:proton symporter activity. The record is from RefSeq and is a predicted model, not a curated record. Bases 1 to 1470 code for a protein of 489 amino acids.
AUGCCUUCGGGAAGGACGAUCACGAUCUUCUCCGCGGCCUUUUUGGCCGUGGGAGGCUUCCUGUUCGGCUAUGACUCUGGUAUCAUCAGUUCAACGAUCGCUCUGGAUACAUUCAAGGCGUACUUUGAUAACCCCUCAGAGAGCAUUCAAGGUGGCAUUGUGAGCUCUUUCCAAGGAGGUGCUGUGCUUGGUACUAUGAUUAAUAUGGUGUUCGCCGAUAUUCUUGGUCGAAAGAAAACGAUCUUCAUGGGCGCUCUAAUUUCAAUCGUCGGUUCAGCAUUGCAGUGCGGUGCCAUUAAUAUGGGCAUGCUAAUUGCUGGUCGCUUCAUUGGUGGUGCUGCAGUGGGUGUCCUUACCUCAACAAUUCCCAUGUACGCCUCCGAAAUUUCAAUGCCGAAAUGGCGCGGCACGCUGUCCGGCCUUUUGCAAUGGUUCUUGAGCUGGGGGUUCUUCGUUGCUCAAUGGCUUGGUUAUGGUUGCUCUUUUUCUACAACCGCCUUCUCCUGGCGAUUCCCACUCGGCUUCCAGUGUCUCCCUGCUAUUGUUCUUGUCUCCGGUGUCUGGCUACUCCAUGAAUCGCCUCGUUGGUUGAUGGAGAAAGACCGCCACGAGGAAGCCCGCACCAUUCUUCAGAAACUGCGAUCAGGUGAAGACCCCGAAUUGAUCGAGCUUGAGUUCAUCGAAAUCCGAGACGUUAUCGCUGCCGAUCGCGCAAUUGGCAAAGUCUCUACGAAGAGUAUCAUUACAAAACCGUCUUGGAGGAGGCGACUGAUACUUGGAUGCGCUGUCCAAGCAUUUGGCCCCCUUUCUGGAAUCAAUGUUAUUAACUACUAUGGACCUACCAUCUACAAGAUUCUCGGUAUCGAAACGCAAACCUCUCUCAUGAUCGUCGGUAUCAGCGGUGCUCUGUCGAUCGUAUACUGCACUAUUGGUCUUUACCUGCUCGACAAGGUCGGACGUGUCAAGCCCCUACUCGUAUCUGCUGCUGGUCUUGGAGCCGCACUUCUUGUCAACGCCGUCCAAGCACAAUAUCUCAACGAGAACAACGGCAGUCAACUUCGCUCCAUGGUGGCGAUGAACUUUGUCUUCAGUCUUUUCUACACACCUCUGGGAAUCAUUUCCUGGGUGUACCCAGCUGAAAUUUUCCCCGUCGAGGUUCGUGCCUUGGGCAACGCCAUCACUACCUUCACCAACUGGGUAGUGAACCUCAUAUUUGCCCAGUUCUCCCCUACAGCGUUGGCCAGUAUCGGAUUCAAGUAUUUCUAUGUCUUCUUCGUCUUCAACAUCAUCGCUUUCUUAAGCUACUGGUUCUUCUUCCCGGAGACCAGGGGCAAGACGCUCGAGCAGAUGGACGAGUUAUUUGGAGAUCAGCUGAUUCCUCACGCCAUGGAUGACCCAGAGGGAGCUGCUGCUGUAAUGUCAAAGGACCCUGACUUGAUCGUACAUGUGACACAGAAGGAGGAAGCUUAG